Messenger RNA from Eriocheir sinensis (Chinese mitten crab), 1205 nucleotides. Its product is annotated as keratin, type I cytoskeletal 9-like. The coding region runs from base 197 to 712 and encodes 171 amino acids. Lineage: Eukaryota; Metazoa; Arthropoda; Malacostraca; Decapoda; Varunidae. The transcript has 4 exons. The record is from RefSeq and is a predicted model, not a curated record.
GCCAGAGGUGGAGACCGGUCAUGGCAACAUUCCACCUCUAGCCUUGGGUGGAGAAGGACCACAGAACUGAGUGUCUGCUCCGCCCGCGUGUGGCUCAUCUUUCCUCGCCUCCUCUUUCUCCUCCGUCGCUUCCUUGAAAAGAUGAAGUCGCUCCUGGUCCUGGCUGCCACCAUGACCCUGUUGAUGGCCUUUGCUGAUGGAAGACAUGGACACGGCGGUGGACACGGGGGCGGACACGGUGGCGGACAUGGCGGACACGGCGGCGGACAUGGCGGACACGGCGGCGGACAUGGCGGACAUGGCGGACACGGGGGCGGACAUGGUGGCUCUGGCGGCGGACACGGACAUGGUGGCUCUGGCGGCGGACACGGACAUGGUGGCUCUGGCGGCGGACACGGACACGGUGGCUCUGGCGGUGGACACGGACAUGGUGGCUCUGGCGGCGGACACGGACAUGGUGGCUUUGGCGGCGGACACGGGCAUGUUGGCUUUGGCGGCGGACACGGACACGGUGGCUUUGGCGGCGGACACGGACAUGUUGGCUUUGGCGGCGGACACGGACACGGUGGCUUUAGCGGCGGACACGGACAUGUUGGCUUUGGCGGUGGUGGCUUUGCACAUAGCGGCUUCGGACAUGGCGGUUUGGGAUAUGGCGGCGGCGGUCUUGCGCACAGUGGCCGCGGUGGAUCCCCCUUUCGCGGCGGGCACGUGAACCGCUUCUCGGGCUACCCACAAAACCGGCGCCCCGACAGUGAGAAGCGCCGACGGCUUUUCUAUACACUCCAUGGUCCCCCAGUCUUCAAUUUCCUCGGCUGAACUAUGAAUGGGUGAGUGAGUGAGUAUGUGUGUGAGUGGAUGAGUGCGUGUGUGUGUGUGUGGAAGUGGAAAGCGUAACUCCGUUUGAACUGUGAGUGGAGAAGUGAGUGAGUGAGUGAUCUAUCCAUCUUCGUAUUUCUAUGCUUCAUCUUCCUUCUAUGUAUUCAGCUCCACCUCUGCUCCUCCUCCUCCUCCUCCUCCUUUUCCAGAAUAACUCAGAAGGAUGAAUCGCCAGUUACUAUUUAUCUUUUUUUUAAGUAUUUUUCAUUUAAAUAUUUGUCCUUUUAUAUCUUUUUCUCUUGCCAUGACAUAAAAGGUUCAGAUAAAAAGAAAUGAAUUGGAGUAAAAUUAGUUAAAUGUACUUCCACGCACUACGAAUAAAAGUGAGA